Molecule: messenger RNA, 524 nt
Organism: Lytechinus variegatus (green sea urchin)
Lineage: Eukaryota; Metazoa; Echinodermata; Echinoidea; Temnopleuroida; Toxopneustidae
Gene: lamtor4
Product: ragulator complex protein LAMTOR4 homolog
Exons: 4
Coding region: 192-494 (100 amino acids)
Biological process (GO): positive regulation of TOR signaling; cellular response to amino acid stimulus
Cellular component (GO): lysosome; Ragulator complex
Molecular function (GO): guanyl-nucleotide exchange factor activity
Source: RefSeq, a predicted model, not a curated record
UACAGCAACUUGCUGAGCAAGUAGUAACUUUGUAGCUACUAGUACUAGGCUACUACUAGUUCCGUAAUUCUGUAAAACUGCAUAUUUAUUUAUUGAAAUCUGACUUUCUGACGAAUAUUCACAUCAGCAUCUAUUUCAAUUAUAAUUUGGCAACAGUUUUAUUGAAUAAAGGGCGGACAAAUAUCAAAAUCAUGAGUGGCCCAGGACCUCACAAUCUCGAUAAAGUACCCAACCAGGAGGGAUACCUAAUCCUCAAUGAUAGUGGAGCAGUCAUGGCUUCAUCUGGGGAUCUUGAGAAUGAUGAAGCUACUGCUGCUACCAUAAUAAAGAUGAUCAGGCUAGCAUCAAAAGUAAAUAUUACAUCAGACAACUCACAAUCCUUCAAACGACUCUCAGUGAUUUUUGAUGACUUCCUGUAUAUAGCCACAAUAUCAAGUGACAAGGUCUACAUUAGUAAAAGGAAAAAUAUUCCCAAAGAACCCGUUUUGGCAUGAUAAAAGAACCAUUUGAUGCAUUACAAGGUU